UUUCUGUCUGGUCGCCAUCGAGAAAACAUCUCCUGCCAGUUUAAACAUCAAGUCGUUUGGCGUUCGUUAUGCCUCCAGCGCGUGCUAAGAGUGGACGAUUUGCGAAGAAAGGUGAAGUUGAGCGUCGCAAGAAGUUUUCGGAGCAUGCCAAGGAGUUGAAUGCUAUCAGACAAGCUAAGAAGAAGCUGCAGGAUGAAGAUCGAGAGCUGCAGAGUGUUGGGACACGUUUCAUCGACCUGGCUGUUUUAGCCAAUAACCUAUGGUGCAAAACUUGUAAUGCCUCGCUGACGCUGAAGAACAUGGAGAAAGAAAUCCACCGGGGCCUCGCCUCCAUCCUCCACGUCCGCUGCGUGACGUGCUUGGACCUGGUGCAAGUUCCAACUUCGAAGCUUAUUCGUGUACCAAACAGCUCUUAUCCCUUGUGGUCCGUGAACAUGAAAGCAGCGACAGGUUGUGUGGACAGCGGUGUUGGCCAUGAACAGCUCAACACACUCAUUACCAGCAUGAAUAUUCCUGCAGUGAAUCAUCACACCAUAAAGCGAUCUGAAGCCAGGAUUGGGCCUGCUAUUGAGCAACAUGCUAAUGAGUCUAUCAAGCGUGCGCUGUUGGAGGAGAAGAGACUCACUGAAGAUGCCAACAGAGCUACACAUUCCAGAGGAGUCCGGAUUGGAUCCUAAACGACCAAUUUCCACCUUCUCUUGUUAGCUGUGUUUCUGUGCGU
Thrips palmi is the source of this 721-nucleotide messenger RNA. RefSeq lists its product as uncharacterized. The record is from RefSeq and is a predicted model, not a curated record. NCBI's taxonomy places the organism in Eukaryota, Metazoa, Arthropoda, Insecta, Thysanoptera, Thripidae. The transcript is spliced from 3 exons. Bases 69 to 677 code for a protein of 202 amino acids.